Salvelinus fontinalis (brook trout) is the source of this 2215-nucleotide messenger RNA. RefSeq lists its product as uncharacterized. The annotation marks the transcript as partial. The record is from RefSeq and is a predicted model, not a curated record. The transcript is spliced from 9 exons. Lineage: Eukaryota; Metazoa; Chordata; Actinopteri; Salmoniformes; Salmonidae.
CUACAGAGGGAGACAGAGAAGCUGAACAACAAGAUCAAAGGAAAUUUGGCGUUGAACGGAGUGGCCACUCAGUCAUCACUGUAUGGGAAUCGCGAAGCUUCCGAUGCCAUUGAUGGGAAAAGAAACACGCACUAUGGAUCCUGCACCCAUACUCUGAAAGACAGAGACCCGUGGUGGAGAGUGGACCUGCUGAAUGUGUACAGAAUAACAGAGGUCACCCUCACCAACAGAGGAGACUGCUGUCCUGAGAGGCUUGAUGGUGCUGAGAUCCGCAUCGGUAACUCACUGGAGAACAACGGCAUCAACAACCCCAGAUGUGCCGUCAUCUCCCACAUCCCAGCAGGAGAGGCCCACACCUUCCAGUGCAAUGAGAUGGAGGGUCGCUACGUUGUUGUGGUCAUCCCUGGCAGGUCGGAAUGGCUCACUCUGUGUGAGUUGGAAGUUCAUGGUACUCCUGCAGUUACUGGUGAGCAUUCCGGUGCAGCGAGAGACAGCUUACAGACCAGCUACAACAACCUGACUAAAGAGAGAGACCAGAUACAGAGGGAGACAGAGAAGCUGAACAACAAGAUCAAAGGAAAUUUGGCGUUGAACGGAGUGGCCACUCAGUCAUCACUGUAUGGGAAUCGCGAAGCUUCCGAUGCCAUUGAUGGGAAAAGAAACACGCACUUUGGAUCCUGCACCCAUACUCUGAAAGACAGAGACCCGUGGUGGAGAGUGGACCUGCUGAAUGUGUACAGAAUAACAGAGGUCACCCUCACCAACAGAGGAGACUGCUGUCCUGAGAGGCUUGAUGGUGCUGAGAUCCGCAUCGGUAACUCACUGGAGAACAACGGCAUCAACAACCCCAGAUGUGCCGUCAUCUCCCACAUCCCAGCAGGAGAGGCCCACACCUUCCAGUGCAAUGAGAUGGAGGGUCGCUACGUUGUUGUGGUCAUCCCUGGCAGGUCGGAAUGGCUCACUCUGUGUGAGUUGGAAGUUCAUGGUACUCCUGCAGGGAGACCCUGUCCUGAAGGAUGGAAGACAUCUGUCUCCAGCUGUUACUACACCACCACCGGGAUUAAAACCUGGGAGGAGAGCAGAGAGGACUGCAACGAGAGAGGAGCACACCUGGUGAUCAUAAACAGCAGAGAGGAACAGACAUUUAUCAAUGGGUUAUACGGACCGGGGAAUGAGACUUGGAUCGGUCUGAUGAACGUUGACACUGAGGGGACCUGGAAAUGGGUGGACGGCACACCACUAACCACAGCGUAUUGGAGGACUGGAAAGCCUAGCAGCUAUUUAGGGGCAAACCAGGACUGUGUGGAGUUUUUCCAUCGUUCAUCAGACCCAGGGGAGUGGAACGACGAGGAAUGUCACAAGUCAAACAACUGGAUCUGUGAGAUAUUUUAAUUCUUAUACUCUCUGCACUGUUACUACAUGUAACUGCCAAAACAAGGAAACAUUUCAAUAAAUGAGGGUGGAUCUGGCGGCUCUGGGUGUAUUUUCCUGCCAUGGUUUAGCUCCACUUAACCACUUGGAGGGCAAGGUUAACACCAAUAAAUACACAGCCAUUCUCAGUGACCACCUUCAACCUCUGGUGAAUCAUUUAUAUCCUGAUGGGAGUGGUCUCUUCCAGCAAGACAACGCCCCCAUCCACACGGAACGAGUGGUCACUGAAUCGUUUGAUGAGCGUGAAAAUCAUGUAAACUAUAUGCCAUGGUCGUCUCAGUCACCAGAACCCAAUAGAACAUACAUGGAAGAUUCUGGAGCGGCGCCACUUUUCUCCUGAAAGAAUGGUGUUCGCAUCCCUCCAAUAGAGUUCCAGACACCUGUAGAAUCUAUACCAAGGCUCAUUGAAGCUGUUCUGGCGGCUGGUGGCGGCAUAACGUCCCAUUAACACAAUUCAUGUUUCCUUCAUUUUGGCCGUUUACUGUAUGUUGAUAAUGGUCUGAAUAUUGCUAAUAUAUUCUGGUAGAACGCUACUCUGAAUUACAUUUCUGACAGAAAGGCACACACACACACACAAAUCAUGUUCAGAUUUCAUAUAAGUAGGUGUAUAAUACCAUUGAAUAUCUGCUGUAAAUCAAUUGUAAUUUUUACAUGAUUUGUAUGGUAUAUUUUAUACAGUAUGUCUGCUACUUGUGCUUUCAUCGUGCUGAACAUGAACAAUGUGUACUUCCUGAUUAUUCAGUAAAUCAUUGAACCUAGAUUAAAGACAUUUCCUUGUUGAAUA